AGCCGCGCCCGCGGGAGGGGAGGAGAACGGAACAGACCGGGGAAAGAAGAGAGAGGAGAGAGAGAGAAAGAGGGAAGACAGGAGGAGAAACAGCAGCAGUAGCAGCGGCGGCGGCACUGCGGCUUCAUGGCACUGAGCUAUGAUUCACUCUCUUGCAGCAGCGAUGAGCAGCCACCUUCCAAACACCUCUUCUUCUUCCUCUCCCUCUUCCUCCUCCUCCUCCUCAUCUCUGGGUGGUGCAUGGCUUUUGCCUGAUGGGCGUAACUCCUCUCUGGUGCGGAAUAAUGGGGCAGACCUGCAUCCGCUGGCUCCUGUUAGCCCAUGGGACGUUGCUCUGUGUGUCACGGGGACCCUUAUCUCCUGCGAGAACGCCCUGGUCCUGGCGGCACUCUUCUACACCCCCAGCCUGCGGGCGCCCACCUUCAUCCUCAUCGGCAGCUUGGCCGCCGCUGACCUCCUGGCGGGCCUGGGCCUGGUGCUCAACUUCAUCUCCAUCUAUGCGCUGGACACUGAUCUCGCUACGCUGGUCUCUGUGGGGCUGUUGAUUGCAGCCUUCUCGGCUUCUGUCCUCAACAUCCUGGCGAUCACGGUGGACCGGUACCUGUCGCUUUACAACGCUCUUACCUACAACACAGAACGCACCCUCACUUUCACCUACGCCAUGCUGGCACUCAUCUGGCUGGUUUGCGUCGCUCUCGGGCUUCUGCCCGCCCUGGGCUGGAACUGCCUGGCGGAUGAAACCCACUGCAGCAUAUGCCGACCAGUGACCAAGAACAAUGCCGUGGCGCUGGCCGUCACCUUCCUGCUGGUCUUCGCGCUCAUCAUGCAGCUGUAUCUGCAGAUCUGCAAGAUCGCCUUCCGCCACGCGCAGCAGAUUGCAGUGCAGCAACACCAUUUCGCCGCCAUCUCCACCACCAAAGGCGUGUCCACGCUGUCCGCAAUCCUGUGCACCUUCGCCGCCUGCUGGAUGCCCUUUGCCAUGUACUCCAUUGUGGCUGAUUCCAGCUACCCAGUCAUCUACACGUACGCCACUGUGCUGCCAGCCACAUGCAACUCAGUCAUAAAUCCCAUCAUUUACGCAUUUCGAAACCCGGACAUCCAGAAGUCUCUCUGGCUGGCCUGCUGCGGGUGCGUCCCAGCCAAUUUCUCUCUUCGGCCAAGGACGUCAAGUGACGUAUAGGGCGGAGGAAUCAAGUGAGACUUUAUGAGACGUUCCUGGGAACACCACUUCCUUGGGUCUACUGUGCAAGUGUGUGCUACUGGGCCCACAAAGCAGGCUAAUUCAUGAUGGAUCUUUUCUACCAAACGCAACAUUCGUACAACAGCAGUGGCAACAACAGCUACAACAACAACAAAAGGAAUCUCUACUCACCUGUAUAUACACCUCAAAGUCAUUGCAGUAUCAACUGAUCGUACUGAUCGUGCUGUGUGGUCACUGGGGUAAAUAUCCCAUAAUGAGCUCAUAACCACUGUAGAAUAUCACAUUUUUAGUGCAGUGAGCUUCAUCGCAAUUAUGAAGGAAACCAAUGUACACAUUUCCAAAAGAAACCCGAAAGAGGGAUAGUUAAGGUUCAGCAUAAAACACGGCAUGUAAUUAAUCUAUUGAACGAAAACCCAAUCUCUAACUUUAAAAAUUAAGUGCAAUUUCCCCUCAUUUCUUCUCAUCAAGUGAAGCAACCUAGAUUACUUUAUUUAUUGUAUUUAGCUAACUGGCCCAAAUCUGCUGCCCUCCUCAAAAAGCCAAUUACAAUGCCAAGAAAGACUCUACAAAUGUCUGCACUCAAAGCCUCUUUCUUUAUCCGUUGACAUUGUACAGGUCAAUCAGUAGACGUAAAAGAAGCACAGUGUGUUUUAAUGGAAACAUGAAAAGCUCUUGAAAGAGCAAUGCAGUGUUGACUGAAUUCGUACCAGAAUAUUAUGACCAUCUCUCUUCAUACAAUACAAUAUGACACUUUUCUGUGCAUUUUUUAUUACUAUUACAGGACCACCACAGAGCAACUAUUGUUUGGUUGGUGGGUCAUUCUCUGCACUGCAGUGACUCUACUGACAAGGCGUUAGUGUGUGUUGUGCUCGUAUGAGUUGGACAGACACAGCAGCAGUGCUGCUGGAGUUUUUAAACACUGUGUACAUACUAUUAGACACUUCUACCUAGAGCUGCUCCACCAUGUAGAUGUAAAUCAGAGAUGAAACAAAAACCCUGUUUGGAGAUCUGUUGUUGCACAGUUUGGGGUUGGUCAUCCUAUAGUCCUACAUCUGUGUUCACAGGAUGCUUGCUACCCACUCGACAUUGGCUAUUGGCUGGAUAUUUAUGGUUGGUCAACUAUUCUCAGCCCAGCAGUGAUUCCAGGGUAUUUAAAAACUCCACUCAUACCAGGGCAACACACAUCCAACCCAUCAGUGUCACUGCAGUGCUGAGAAUGUGAUCCUAUGGGGUCCUGACCAUUGAAGAACAAAAUAAACUACAGAGAAGGACUACAUUCUGCGAUUAUAGAACCACAAAGUGCUCCUGUUUGCUCAGUGGAGCUGAAAAAAAAUGAAAAAUGCAAUUAAAAACAAGGAGGUGGUCAUAAUAUUCUGACAUGACUGUCUAUUAAGAAAGUGGCAUAAUAUACUGUACUUCUGCAAAGAUGCAAAGUUAAACGCCGGUACCUUAUUAUACGCACCAUACUUCAGGACCAUGGACAGCUGCUGGCACAUCCGCACUGCUGUUCCUGAGCAGCUCUGCUUUUCCCCCACACCGAGCUCCCUCCGUGUUCCUUUAAAAAAUAAAUGAAUGACAUUAAAGCAACACAGCGUCCCACUAGCGAAGUUUCGCUGCCUGCCAAAUUCGCGGCUCCUUCGUUAGCUCAUUGUUCUGCAACGAGAUUGUUGUUUUCACAACUUGGCUGGGUGUCGAGAGGGACGGCGGGAGAGCAGGAAAGCGGGGAAAUGAUUGAGGCUGUCACAGGAAUUUGAAUGAGCCUUUUAAUUGGAAAUCGGAGGAAACCUACCAAUUUCAGAGACGGCCGAGGCAAAAGAAUACAUUAAUAGCUUACAUAAUUCUAAAUCCAAUACAGCCAAAGCUUUAUUCUUCCUCUAGAAUGAGAAGACUGUGUUUGAAUGAUUAUUAUUAUUAUUAAGAUAUAACUAAGAUAUAACUAAGAGCUCUGGUUUGAUGAAUAAGUGGAUAGAUUUGGAUAGAGACGGCGUCCUUCGCAUCUGCGUAUAAAACUGUAUUCAUCACAGAGACUUCUCUGAUAGCCAGCAAGCAUGCGCAUAGAUCUAAAUUCAUAAAAAUAGCUCAUAUUGGGAUCAGAUAACUAGGCCAGCAGACCUUGGAUGGGGUGGUCUUGAAUUGAGGUUAAUGAAAGCGGUGACGGCGAGAAGUGUGUGUCUUUUACACGAAAAUCAAAGCAGGACAAAUGAUCAUAACUGAUGCAGUUAUUGAAACAAAAACUUAAACAGCACAUCUUUUCUUUUCCUCUGAAAAUGAACAGCACAUUGUGUCUGUUAAGGGGAAAAAGAGAUGCAAAAGAGUCCUUUUAAGCCCCUUUUCUUUAUUUUUUUUGUCACUUGAAACGUACAGAAUUUCCGAGAACCUUAUUUUUGGCCUUAUCUUUUUUUUGCACCUCUGCAAUAAUCAAUCAAUGUGUGCUGUCCAUUGAUGAUGCUACAAUCGUAACGAGGCCAUCAACAGAGCUAAUUUAACCUUAUGACUUGAAUACUUUGAAUGCUAAGCAGGUCCGUUGGUAGGACCUGGUCUUUAAAUCAGAUAAAGUAGGGCUGUUAUCUGCAGUGAACUGCAUUUAAUGCUGGUGUGAAGCUUAGAGUAGGCCCUGACAACCCACAUAAUACACACUGCACUACACUACUCAACACUACACUACUCAACACUACACACACACACUAGAAUACUAGAGUUGGCCCACUCUGACUAACCUCAGCCACUUGGUGACCUACACUAUACCUGAUGGAUGGACUUUCAGCUGGAGUCUUGUCCCGCAGUCUGGACACUGUGGACAGACGCUCCGGCGCUUUGACGUUUAGUUUAUUUAAAACGGUGCGUGUGUGUUUUUGCGUGUGUGAGUGCGAUUCGAGCGAGAAAUCGAGAAAAACAGAGCUAAACAUGUGUUUAUACAGUAUAUGUGUUUAUACAGUAUAGCACUCACUCAUAUCUUGGGUGGGGUUCAGUGACCUAUCACACUGUGCCCCCUUUAUGGAGAAAAAAGAAACAGAUAAUAAUAAUAAUUUUAUUAUUACAAUGAUAAAAAAAAAAUCCACUCCAACUAAUACACAGAAACACAGAUACACGGAUAUCGAUGUUUUGAUGCCAACCUGUAUUGUUAUGUACCGUAUCUCCACAGAGCUAUACUCAACGGGAUGCCAUAGAUUCAGUUUGUUCAGGGGUACUAAGGUUAUUUUUCUUAUGCAAUGCUAAAUGGAUACAUAUGGAUUCUAUUUUUAUACACAUCAGGGCAUGAGUUUUAUGACAUGGUGUGGUGUCGGUGAGUGUGUGUGUGUGUGUGUGUGCGUGUGUGUGUAUGUACGUACGUAUGUAUGUAUGUAUAUAAUAUGUGUAUUCUUAUCGAUGGUUUCUUACUAAAAAUGACGGAAAGAUAAAAAAAAACACAAAGAAAAACACCACAAAAAAUUGAGUGUUGGCGAUGCGAAAAGUGCCAUAAUUUUAGUAGUGUCUUAUUUGUUGAUUUCAGUGUAUUUGUCAAGAAAACUAAGCAAAGUAUUCUUAUGAUUUCGUCCAUCACUUCACUAGAGACUUUGCAGGAAAUGUCAAUAUAACACAACACAAUACAGAACAGUACCAGUCAUUAUUCUGAUGGAAGACCUCAAAAAAAAAAAAAAAAGAA
Astyanax mexicanus (Mexican tetra) is the source of this 4844-nucleotide messenger RNA. It is a transcript of the gene gpr185b, whose product is annotated as G protein-coupled receptor 185 b. The record is from RefSeq and is a predicted model, not a curated record. The transcript has 2 exons. Bases 140 to 1180 code for a protein of 346 amino acids. Gene Ontology annotation, cellular component: membrane. Gene Ontology annotation, molecular function: G protein-coupled receptor activity. Lineage: Eukaryota; Metazoa; Chordata; Actinopteri; Characiformes; Acestrorhamphidae. Gene Ontology annotation, biological process: G protein-coupled receptor signaling pathway.